Molecule: messenger RNA, 5720 nt
Organism: Herpailurus yagouaroundi (jaguarundi)
Lineage: Eukaryota; Metazoa; Chordata; Mammalia; Carnivora; Felidae
Gene: ZBTB11
Product: zinc finger and BTB domain containing 11
Exons: 11
Coding region: 380-3538 (1052 amino acids)
Biological process (GO): regulation of transcription by RNA polymerase II
Cellular component (GO): nucleus
Molecular function (GO): protein binding; DNA-binding transcription factor activity, RNA polymerase II-specific
Source: RefSeq, a predicted model, not a curated record
GAAGGAAAGGCCUACCCUCUUCCAAAAUGUCCGCCCGCAGUCCUGACGUCACCCGGAUGGCUUCAUCAAUCCAGAAAGCCUGUGCGCUCCAAUCAGGACUCAGUCCCCUCACCCACUGCCUUUGAUCACGUCACUUCCGGUGGUGCAGCAGCCAUUUUGUCAGUCGCCAGCGGAUCCCGCGCGCUGGAGAAGUGCAGUUCCCCCUGGUUACCAACUCGUCGGUUCUGCCUUUGCGCUGCAGGCGCCGUCGAAUAGCACUCACCACAGAUACAGCCAUUCCUCCCUACAGUGCCGCCGCCGCUGUUGCAUCCGUCCGGAGCUAGUGCGCUGUCUUCCUCCCCCACCACUGACAGGCGCCCUUAGGGAGCCGCCGUCAGAGAUGUCAAGCGAGGAAAGCUACCGGGCCAUUCUUCGCUACCUGACAAACGAGCGUGAGCCGUAUGCUCCGGGCACGGAGGGCAAUGUCAAGCGUAAAAUCCGCAAAGCGGCCGCCUGCUAUGUGGUGCGCGGUGGGACCUUGUACUACCAGCGGCGGCAGCGGCACCGCAAGACCUUCGCGGAGCUGGAGGUAGUGCUGCAGCCCGAGCGGCGCCGGGGGCUCAUCGAGGCGGCGCACCUGGGCCCGGGCGGCACUCACCACACCCGGCAUCAGACCUGGCACGACUUGUCCAAGACUUACUGGUGGCGAGGUAUAUUAAAGCAAGUGAAAGAUUACAUUAAACAGUGUAGCAAAUGCCAGGAGAAGCUAGAUCGGUCCCGUCCAAUAUCAGAUACUUCAGAAAUGUUAGAAGAAUUGGGACUAGACCUUGAGUCUGGAGAAGAAAGUAAUGAAUCAGAGGAUGAUCUGAGCAAUUUUACUUCAGCUCCAACUGCAGCCUCCAAGCCUGCAAAAAAGAAGCCAGUGUCCAAACAUGAACUUGUAUUUGUUGACACCAAAGGAGUGGUGAAACGUUCUUCUCCAAAACAUUGUCAGGCUGUCUUAAAGCAGCUCAACGAACAGAGACUCUCCAACCAGUUCUGUGAUGUUACUUUGUUAAUUGAGGGAGAGGAGUACAAAGCUCAUAAAUCUGUUCUAUCAGCUAAUAGUGAAUAUUUUCGAGAUCUUUUUAUUGAGAAAGGAGCUGUUUCCAGUCAUGAGGCAGUGGUGGAUCUUUCUGGUUUUUGUAAGGCAAGCUUCCUUCCUUUAUUGGAAUUUGCCUACACUUCUGUGCUAAGUUUUGACUUCUGUAGCAUGGCUGAUGUAGCCAUCCUGGCUCGUCAUCUUUUCAUGUCGGAAGUUUUAGAAAUCUGUGAGAGUGUGCAUAAACUAAUGGAAGAGAAGCAGCUAACAGUAUAUAAGAAGGGUGAAGUACAAACAGUUGCAUCCACCCAGGACUUACCAGAACAAAAUGGAGGCACUGUGCCUCCUGUGGCUAGCAACGAGGGGACCACAACAUUAUCUACUGAACUUGGGGACUGUGAAAUUGUACUGUUGGUGAAUGGAGAAUUGCCAGAAACUGAGCAGAAUGGAGAGCUAGGACAGCACCCUGAACCCCAGGUUUCUUCAGAAGCCGAAGCCACUCUGUCACCUGCAGGCUGUAUAACUGGUUCCCAUCCUGAAAUGGAGUCUGUUGAUUUAGUAACAAAAAAUGAUGAGACAGAAGUAGAAACUUUAAACAGAGAAGAUAGCGCACCUUCUGAUAUUAAUCCCAAACUUUCAAAAGAGAAUGUGAUCAGUAACUCUCCAGAAAACAGUGAUAUGGGAAAUGACCCAUCAAGUGAAGAUAUCUGUGCUGAAGACAUUCCAGAGCAAAUGCAGAACCUUAGCCAGUCUUUAAAAGAUCAGGAAAAUCUAGUUGCACUGACAGCAAAGCCAGACCUUAGCACUGAUGAUGAAACUUACAGAAGCAGACUUCGGCAGCGUUCUGUUAAUGAAGGGGGAUAUAUCCGGCUACACAAAGGAAUGGAGAAAAAGCUACAGAAACGGAAAGCCAUUCCCAAGUCAGCAGUUCAACAGGUAGCCCAGAAAUUAGUUCAAAGAGGGAAAAAAAUGAAACAGCCAAAAAGGGAUACGAAAGAGAAUACUGAAGAAGCAGCAUCCCAUAAAUGUGGGGAAUGUGGAAUGGUUUUUCAGAGACGAUAUGCCCUUAUAAUGCAUACACUGAAACAUGAAAGAGCUAGAGAUUACAAAUGUCCGUUGUGUAAAAAACAGUUUCAGUACAGUGCCUCCUUGCGAGCACAUCUUAUUCGACAUACCAGAAAAGAUGCACCCACUUCAUCUUCUUCCAAUUCCACGUCUAAUGAGGCAUCAGGAACAUCGUCUGAGAAGGGGAGAACCAAACGAGAAUUUAUAUGUUCCAUAUGUGGAAGGACAUUACCUAAAUUAUAUUCUCUUCGAAUACACAUGUUAAAGCAUACAGGUGUAAAGCCACAUGCAUGCCAGGUCUGUGGAAAGACUUUCAUCUAUAAACAUGGUCUAAAAUUGCACCAGAGUCUCCAUCAAUCACAAAAGCAGUUCCAGUGUGAACUAUGUGUUAAGUCAUUUGUUACCAAACGGAGUCUUCAAGAACAUAUGAGUAUUCACACAGGAGAGUCCAAGUACCUUUGCUCAGUUUGUGGAAAGUCUUUUCACAGGGGCUCUGGCCUCAGCAAGCACCUAAAGAAACACCAGCCAAAGCCUGAAGUUCGAGGCUAUCAUUGUACUCAAUGUGAAAAAAGUUUCUUUGAAGCUAGAGAUCUUCGUCAGCACAUGAACAAACAUCUUGGUGUGAAGCCAUUCCAGUGCCAAUUUUGUGAUAAGUGCUAUAGUUGGAAGAAAGAUUGGUAUUCCCAUGUGAAGUCUCAUUCUGUUACUGAGCCUUAUAGGUGUAAUAUAUGUGGCAAAGAAUUUUAUGAAAAAGCAUUGUUCAGAAGGCAUGUAAAGAAAGCUACCCAUGGAAAAAAAGGAAGAGCGAAGCAGAACCUGGAACGGGUAUGUGAACAAUGUGGAAGAAAAUUCACUCAGCUAAGAGAGUAUAGGAGACACAUGAACAACCAUGAAGGAGUUAAGCCAUUUGAAUGCUUAACAUGUGGAGUAGCUUGGGCUGAUGCCCGAUCUCUAAAACGCCACGUCAGAACGCAUACUGGUGAACGGCCCUACGUCUGCCCUGUAUGUAGCGAAGCCUACAUAGAUGCUCGAACCCUCCGUAAACAUAUGACUAAAUUCCACAGAGAUUAUGUGCCUUGCAAAAUUAUGCUGGAAAAAGAUACCCUUCAGUUUCAUAACCAAGGAACUCAAGUCGAGCAUGCUGUUAGUAUCUUAACAGCAGACAUGCAGGAACAAGAAAGCAGUGGUCCUCAAGAACUUGAGACUGUGGUCGUGACAGGAGAGACCAUGGAAGCACUCGAAGCCGUGGCAGCUACGGAAGAGUGUCCAUCAGUAUCUACGCUUUCUGACCAAAGUAUUAUGCAAGUGGUUAAUUACGUGUUGGCACAACAGCAAGGACAGAAGCUGUCUGAAGUUGCAGAAGCGAUUCAAACUGUCGAAGUAGAGGUGGCACAUAUUUCAGAAACAGAGUGAAUAUAGUCUUGGAGAAAGAAAGAAGGGUCCUAGCAUUGUAUACUGAACUCACAGAACAUUUGUUUACAGUACUGUGCGACUGUCUGCCUAGAGCCUGUAUGUCAAGGCUCUGGGCUCUUGGGUGAGGUUUUAACACUUCUAAAUGAUUUGUCUGGCUGAUAGGUUCUGUUGAAAAGUCCAUUUACUGUAAAGAAGUUGAAAACAAAUAUACUUGAUGGCAUUGGUUUAUCAUGGUGUACUUUUUAUGAAUUGAUGUUUAUAAAGGACUGUACUAAAUUAAAAACUGUAUAGUUUCACUUGCAUUUUGACAUGAUCAUCUACUUUGAGUUUAAAAGGCUGUACUAGUCAGAUUUUCUUCUUUUAUUCUCAAAAUAGGUUCUGUGAUUUCAUUUGCCCUGUUUAUAGGUCUAAAAAAAUUCUAAUAUAAAGCAUUUUAGUAGGAUGCAUAGGUACAUUACAUUUUUAAAAUGCUUCGGUCUGUGAUUCUUGACUUACUAUUUAUUUUAACCCCUUAUAAGUCAGGGAUUUAUUCUGUUUUAAAGCACUUAAUGAGUUACAUGUUGUAAUCAAGUUUGCACAGUAUACUUAUCUAUAUGGGGAGCCCUUAAAUACAUAGCUGAUUUUUAAAAUGCAUGAAAUGCCUAUUAAAGCCUUACUAUAUACUAUCUCUUCAAGGCAAGUAAAUUGACCACGAGCAAAGAACACUGUUAUUAAACACUGUUGAUGGGAAAUUUCUUCUUGAUAACAUGGGACAAUAAAUGGAAAAAAAAAGAUCUCAUUCUUUUGCUGAAAGAAUGAACAAGUUAAAACUAGAUUUGGUAUGUUUGCAGCUUUUGUAUCAUGUUUAAUUGUUCAAUUUUGUUGAAAAACUGCAAUUUAGAAAUAGGAUAGCAAUAUAGACAUCUAAAGCGGUCCUGAGGAUACCAUAUAAUUGUUGAGUAACUUCAGAAUAGUGAAGUCUUCAAUUCAGCCCUCAUUAUAGUAUACUACUCAAAGAAAUUGAUUAUGGUCCACCAAAUUGUUGGAAGUAAAUUAUUUUUAAAAGUUACUUGUGAAUUAUAUUAAUUUGUGUGUUUGAUUUUUAAAUUCCCACUUGUAGAAGCUAUCCAGUUUUCUGAUUUUCUGAUUUUCAAAAUAACCAUAGGGAGAUGCCACAUUUCUCUCCUGUGGGUAGCUACCACUCAAACUAUAAUUGUUAAAAUUAAACUUUUUAAGUAUUAGCAGCUAAUAUAAAGUAUAAAAUGAAAAUAAAAGCAAAUCACAUGUAAAUCAUUCCUAAAGCACAAGAAAAGAAUGUGCCUUGAUGUACAUAUAUUAUUAAGAUACUUAUUCCAGUUUACUUUAAGAAUAGCUUAAAAGAUAAAGAAUAAAUGUGAUGCCAUGCAUGCGUUCUACCUGCAUAUGUAAUAUUUGCAUUUGCAAAUUUCCCAUUGUCUCUAUAGCUGUGUGGCUGACUUUUGAAUUUUAAGUGAAUUGACAUACAGUCUAUAACUUUACAAUGGCUGCUUGUUUAUUGUAUCUUUCAGUUAGUGAAAAUGUGUUUCAACCUGACUAAAAUUUGGAAUUGUGUCUUUUAUGUUCCAUCCUCACUGUUACUAGAUUUAGUUAAUUGUAUAAGACUGUUGAUGUAUGUCAAAAAUAUGUAAAUAAAACAUGUCGAAUCUUGUUUAAAAGCAUAAGCUUUGGAGUUGAGCUUGUCACUAUUUUCAAAUUAUAAAUCAGUGGCCGUUAUUUGAUAGGUUGAUUCAGUUUUAUAGUGGUAUGGGGGGCUCUUCUCUGUUUACAGUUCCUUUUUAGAAACACGGGCUGUUUUGUUGCUGUCAGUGACUUUCCCCAUUGGGCACUCCCAAUUAUCACUACUGCUGUUAAGCAGUUUGAGUCUUUGCUGUUAGUCACUGAAACGUGUAUGUUGUUGAUAGAAAUGAAUUAAUUUUCUAACACGGUUUUUAAUCUGUUUUAUUAAAAGUGGCUCACAGAAUUUCACAAGGUUGCCUGAACUGCUGGGCUUAGAGCUAAUCCAAACCUUCCUUCAGUGUUUUGUGAUUUUUAAUAGCAUUGGUGUAAACUGUGCAUGCAUGAUAUUUCCUGCUCAUGAUUCUUGUCAAAACUCUAUCUCUUGGGAGUUCCUAAAUUUACAUCUAAUGUUUGGAACAUACACAAUAAAAGCCUUUCCUUCCCCUGA